AGGAGGAAAUCCCAACCACUUGUACUGCUGGAAUUCCAAGGUGCCUGGAUAACUCAGCUGGAUUUUGUGCUGGUUAUAGCAAGGAGAUGCAAGGGACACCUUUGUGAGGGUGUCAGGGCAAGGUGUGGAAGGAGCAGCUGGAUUUUGUCAAACAGCACUGCUUGUUCCUCUGUGUGACCGUGAGAGCUGCAGGCUGGAGGGCACGCAUCUGUUCCAAGGAACAGGCUGACAUGCAGCUGUGCACUCGGGUUGGAAUGGAUUUGGCCAAGUUAAACUUGCUAAGAAAACAAAACUGUUGUUUAAAAUAAAUUGCACGUCGAACAAAUAGAUGUGAGUUGCUUAUCAUGCAUUUCUGUACUCGUGCAUCCAGCAAAUGUGGGCUCCCAGCACCUGGCCUUUCACCAAGGCCUGUUCCCAGUGCUGUCUUGGGCAGCUUCUUCAGUCUGGAGGCAAGCUACUUGAACUUGGUAUUUGAGGAAAAACAAGUGCAGUUGGCCUACUUUGUGUAGAAGAUGCUGAUUUAGGGAGAGUUUUAUUAAAUUGUUUUUUAUUUAUAUUAUACUUUAUUUUAUUAAUUGUUUAUUAAAUGUUUUCUCAUACAUUUGAGUCCAUUGAAAAGUUUUAAUUCUUGGCAGGAAUAAAAUGGAAGGGAUACUUGCAGUGGUUCUGCAGCUAGACUUGGCUUUUGGUUUUCAGUCUGUGCUAAAUGCUGCAGAUGUGACAAGGCUCAUCUCUGUGGGUUGUCCUCAGGCUGUUAAUUGUCCAAUUAGCAUUUGUAGAAAAACUUUACUUUCAGGAUUCAGAACCUGACCUUCAGUGGAACCCAAGGUGUGUGGAAGGCACCUUCCAGCAGUGAGGAUCCUGGGUAGCCUCACUCCUCUGUGCUUACUGAGGUGUUCCGUGGGUUUGGCUCUUCAACAUGAGAGCCCUAAAUGGGUUGGUGCUCUUGGUAGCCCAGUGUUAUGUAUAUAGAAGCAAGAACUCUGUCUAGCUUGCCUGGAAUUCAGGGAGCAUUGUGUGGCAGCUGCCUUGAUCCCACCAGGGGUUCCCAAGAGCUGUGCUAAGUGAUGCACAGCUUGUAAGGGAAAUCAGGAAGGAAAUGGCAAGUUCUCUGGGUUGGCUGAGAUCCCACCUGUGUCACUGUGCCCCGUGCAGGUGCUGCAGGCACUGAUCCAUGAGGACCUGCUGGGCUCAUGCUGCUAAUUAAUGCCACUGGGCUCUGGCUUUGCAAGGAGAAAUCAGCAGGGUCUAAUUAGUCCUUAUGCAAUCAGCACUGCUCAUCCUCUGAGCGUGCUGCUAAUGCUGGGUAAACCUCACAACCUCUUCUUAAUGAGGUCAGCAUCUCUCUCUCUCACAGCUGGGGAGAGGCAGAGACCCUUGCAGAGGUGUCUUCAAUCCAUGAGAAUGGAAUGGAACACACGACUGAGCAUCAGCAAUGCUGGCAUUGCUGCCCAGAGAGCUGUGGGUGCCCCAUCCCUGGAGAUCACUUUCUACGAAGGGAAAUGCUUCUCAGGCAGGAAGCUGGAGGUGUGCAGCACCUGCAGCAGCUUCCAGCAGCGAGGUUUCCCCAACCGUGUCAACUCCAUCCGCGUGCAGAGCGGGGCCUGGGUCUGCUUUGACCACCCUGAGCUGCACGGGCAGCAGUUUGUGCUGGAGCACGGCGAGUACCCGCACUGGCAGCGCUGGAACGGCCGCGGCGACCGCAUGGGCUCCUGCAGACCUGUGGGCAUGCACGGGCAGCACUACCGCAUCCAGCUGUUUGAAGGGAGCUGCUUUGGAGGCCGCAGCAUGGAGCUCACUGAGGACUGCUCUUGUCUGCAGGGCCGGGGCUGGGAGCAGCCCCACGUCAACGCCGUCAGGGUGUACGGUGAUGGCGCGUGGGUGCUUUACGAGGAGCCCAACUAUCGCGGCCGCAUGUAUGUGGUGGAGCGGGGCGAGUUCAGCAACUUCCGAGCAUGGCAGGGCUUCAGUGCAAACGUCCAGUCCGUCCGGAGGGUCAUCAACUACUUCUAGCUGGGACCAGCCCAUCGGAGCUGGGCUGCUGGGCUGCUGGGCUG
Messenger RNA from Centrocercus urophasianus (Greater sage-grouse), 2057 nucleotides. It is a transcript of the gene CRYGN, whose product is annotated as crystallin gamma N. The record is from RefSeq and is a predicted model, not a curated record. Gene Ontology annotation, biological process: lens development in camera-type eye; visual perception. Bases 1207 to 2013 code for a protein of 268 amino acids. Gene Ontology annotation, molecular function: structural constituent of eye lens. The transcript is spliced from 4 exons. NCBI's taxonomy places the organism in Eukaryota, Metazoa, Chordata, Aves, Galliformes, Phasianidae.